AUGUCAAAUUAUCCACCUGUUUUUAUUGGUUUAAAUUCAUACGGGGGAUCAGAAGCCUAUGAGAACGUCUAUUCUCUGAUCCAGUUUCUUUAUGAAACCCAUCAGGAAUUCGAUCUUGAGGGUUCUUCAACAGAAACCUACAUAUUGCCCAAGGACGAAUUGACGCUAAUUCAACUUGUCUUACGUGAUUUUGACAAAGAUAAAUACCCUAUAAAACAAGAAGACAUAUCGCGUUUUUGGUAUAGAAUGUGUCGCCAUCGUCUUUAUCGGCAUCGAAUUCUUGUAGACGACAAUGAAUACGUGUUUUGUACUAAGGUUGACGAAUACCUGAAGGCUAAUAAUUUAGUUGACCGGAUUUUAAUUGCUCGUCGCUUGUUGAAGGAAUUCUUUGAAAAUUCUGCACUGAAAACCAAGUUAUUCUACUAUCGUUAUAUUGUUCAGUCGAACAAAUUAGAUUGGUUUGAGCAUCUAAUGGUUGAAAUUAUGGCAGAUUUUAAUGUACCACACCUAUGCUUUCCAUGUCUUUCAACUACUGAAAGCAAAUUCUAUUGUCUUCGGCAAUGUGAGAUUGAUUUCAACACCCGAUACAAGGAAUGUGUCUUACUUGAAACCCUUCUCAGUUAUCUUGGACUUGCAGUUAACAUUAAGGAUUCCUUACGUUUUUUAAGAAUAUUUAACCUACCUUACCGAGCAUUGAAUGAACAAACUUUUACAUCGCUUCGAAAAUUGGCUCGACAAGAUAAUCUAUCAGUUACUCAAGUAGCCAUCUCAUUUGUUGGUCGCAUGAGGUUAGGGGACUCCAGCUACGCUCCCGAAUGUGAUCAUCCGCUUCGUCGGUGGUCUUCAGGUUUGAUUCAUCUGGUGGAUUCUAUCAAUAGGUGUCACGAUGUAUUGUCUGGGGCUUCUGAUGAUAGUUUGUUGGCAUCGGGCACUGCUAAUUCACUAAUGACCAUUGAUGACGCUGUGAAAUCUGUAUGUCAAUGUAUUCGUGUUUCAUGUAGUAUUUUGCGGAAGCCUGGUGUAGUUGAUGAAAGUAUGCAUGGAAAAAUGAAGACAACCAUCAACUUUUCAGAAAUCCCUACUGUCUGCGAUAGUCUUGUUAAACGUAUUUAUCAAUUGUCUUCCACAAAUAUUAUUUCAAACAUGUGCCGUGAUACACCGGAUAGACCCUUACAUGCAGGAGGAAGUUUACGAGGUAGAGGAGCCUUUAAACUCAUACGUAUAUUACUUGUAACUGAAUCUGAAAGACUGAAAAUCGCUUCGACUAAAUAUCCCAAUUCAUUGUCAACGACAAAUAGUUCGUAUUCAUUUAACGAUUGUUCGAAUACACCCCCGAAUCACUUGAAAAAGUCUAAUACACCAACUACCGAUGGUCGUACAUGUAAACUGCUUCCAAUGUUUAUGUCUCCAUCUACACCAAUCGUAAACAAAUCAUCACCAUUUACCAGUGAUCAUAUUUCUCCACAAAUUAAAAUGAAUGAUGAGAAUAAAUUUCCUCUAAUGCCUAAACGAACUUUCAUGUCUCAUUAUCAAUCUAACCUAGAUUGGGUUAGCGGUCAUUGUUCUCCAUUAGUUAGUUUUGCUGACUCCAUUAAUGAAACCAGUUCAUUACCAUGUUGGCAAGUUGUCAAUGAAGAUUCACAAUCCAAUAUAUCAUUCAUUAAUAGCGGCUAUUCCGAACAUGGAACUCCAACUAAAUUGUCUGGUCUGAAAAAAAAACGGUCAAGGACUUUAUUCACAGAAGAAAAUGUUAAAAUUAGUGGUGUUGGGGAUGUACGCACCGACUUACUUAUUAAAAGAAGCAGUAAACGAGAUUCACAAGAAGUGAAUAGGUACGAAAGAAGAUCACAACAAAAUAUUAAACAUUCUAACCAAAGAAAGAGUCAAUUGAAAAAGACUUCAUCUGCUAACAACAAUAGACAACGACAACGUUCUUUACUGGAAUUUUUAAAAUAUAGUGAUUAA
Molecule: messenger RNA, 1965 nt
Organism: Schistosoma guineensis
Lineage: Eukaryota; Metazoa; Platyhelminthes; Trematoda; Strigeidida; Schistosomatidae
Source: the annotation of a GenBank genome assembly